AUGAGCACAAAUACAACAACAUGGCAAUCAUCCACAAAUAAACAACAAUACAAGCACCUCCAUCGAUCGGCAACACAGAUACAGAGCCAAUGGAGAGGUCAUAAAACAAGGAAACAGAUCACAGAUUGGGCAAUGAAGGAAUUUGAAAAUAUUGUGAUGGAGAUCGAAGGAAAGGAUUCGGAAAUAUCUUGGAAUUCAUCGAAUGAGGAUGAAAAUGAUUUGGAUAGGAUUCUAUCAAACUUUGUAAAUAGGAAUGAUGCUUCACCUUCAUCGUCAUCAAAUGAACCAUCUAAUCAACCAAUAUUCAUGAAGAAUGCUCAGAAAUUAUUCGAGGAAAAACUGAAAGAAGCAUUUCAGGAACCCUCGGUUCAAACCCCAGAACCUCAAACUCUAAAUACUGGUAUGAAUACAUCCGUAAUGAACAUUCCUAAAAUUACAAAAGAACAGGAAAUUCAAACAGAAACACUCAGAACCUCAAUAAUAUCUAAAGAACCUCUGCAAGCAAUAACUCCUCAAAAUAGAAGACUUGUGACAGUUUCCACAAACACCAGUAUUGCAUUUGAUGGAAUUCCAAAAAUUCAAGAACAAAAAACUCAAGAUUUAUCUAUUGAAAUACCUCUCGAAGAUACUUCAUCAGUUCAAUCACAAGAAGAUUUGUCAGACAUGUUAGAUGAAAGUGCCAUAAUGAUGUCUAAUUUGGACAUGCUUAAAAGUUUUGAUUUCUCAGAAAUGAAGAAAUCAUCAGAUAGCACCAUUUCAACCCAGGCACCAACCAAAUCAAAGGAGCCAUUCAUGCCUCAACAACCAAUUCAAUCAAAACAAAAUGUUUCAAACGAUUUCAGUACAACUAGAUUGAAACAGAGCCAAGAAAUUCCACCAUCCAAAAACAACUCUAUCCUUUCCAAUAAUAAUACUACCAACAAUUCUAUCAAGUCCAAUUUGACUGCCUCUGUAAAUCAAACCACUCCCUCACCUAGCUCAUCACAAACUAGUGAAAAAUUGCAACAACAGCAAAAACAAGCCAAACAAGAAUUACAACAACAAAUGAACAUGCUACGAUAUGAAAUUCAAUUGGCUGAGGAAGCCUAUUCGAGGAGAAAAAAGGAACUUGUUGAAGAAAGGAAGAGGCACAUUAGGUAA
Molecule: messenger RNA, 1140 nt
Organism: Naegleria gruberi
Lineage: Eukaryota; Heterolobosea; Eutetramitea; Acrasida; Naegleriidae
Exons: 4
Coding region: 1-1140 (379 amino acids)
Molecular function (GO): protein binding
Source: RefSeq, a predicted model, not a curated record